AUGCCCUCCAUGAGCGUGUCACGGCAAGCGUCGAAAGUUUCCACCACCCCAAGUGCCACGAAGUUCUCGACAAUUCGGAAGCUGCCCGCAGUAGAGCAAAGUGUCUUUCCAGUGGUGGCAGUCCCUACAAACAGUGACGAGACGAGGCGCACGGUGUCCGUCGACUUCAAUGUGGACUCCACCUCCGACACAGUGCACGCACUGCACGAGAUGCAGCGCCGCGUAGGCGACGAGGACGCCACGGACAGGCGAAUCCGCCGCAGCUACUACGCGCGGUUUGUUGGACACUUGAGUAUACAGCGCAGCCUAUACCAAUCUACAGCUGUGUUUGUGGAAACGAUGCUGAAGGAGGUUCACCACUCCACCGAGGCCGGGGUUUCGAUCAAGGCAGCGGCAGCGACGUGGGGCCUCAAACUCCUGGCCAAGAACGCCGGUCACAGCGUCAUUAACACGGUUCUCGAACUGCUUUUGCCGGCUCUCUAUUGCGAGUACAACCCAGAGAAGCUGUGCAGCGCGCCUUCCGCCGUGCAACUGCAGGUGCGCGAGCAAGAUGCACUCAGCGACAACCCGUACUUUACACACUCCAUGUUUGUGGAUGAGGUGCAGGCGGACAAGAGAUCUGCUAUCCAUCUCCAAAAGUCGCUGGAGGCAGCGGUCCACGCGAACGACGAGCGCAGAAAUAUGACGUGCCGCCUUAUUGAGCGCCAAAGGCGGCAACAACUUAAAGUCGCCUUCCGCAGCUGGCGCCACCGUGUGCGUCAGCAGCACCUUUUGUGCAUGAUGGGUGACAACACAGCGAAGCAGUGGGCAGAAGAGAUGUCACGGCUCUGUGUUCAGUCAGCCUUUUAUCACUGGAAGCUACUUGUGGAACGAUCGCGAAGCACUUACUUGACAGAGCGACUACACGACGCUGCGUUCCAGCUGGAAAACGCAAAGAAUCAGUUUCAGCUGCAGUGCUACCGCGCCGACCGCUUGGUGCAAACUGCGAAGGAGGCGACAGAAGAGAUGAAGCAAGUGUCGCAGAUCAACGAGGACCUUCAGCGGCAGGUGGCUGAGCUGAAGGCAGAGCAGGUGCGCAAGGAGAGGGAAUAUAACGAGAAGCUGACGCGAAACGUGGCGCAGCUGCUGAAGCUGUUGGGCACGUACGAUUCGCUGGCGCACGUGUUGCUGCGCUCGAAUCAGACUGCCGAGUCUUUUAUGUCGGAGAAGCCACCAUCAGCUCAGCCCCCUCAGUGUUGUGACGGCAGUGAGGAACCUUCGGAAAACGAAGGUCAGUCGCUUGUGGCGAAUGCCGCCGCCGAGGCGAGCGUGGAAAACUUGUCCAGCUCAGCGCUACAGCUGCUGCGGAAGUGGUGCGAUGAGGUGCUAGCACAAGUUAGCGAACGUGAGGCUCCAUUCCCGCCGAUUCGUGCCUUCGGGGCUGACUUCUCAAACGGCGAGCGCUAUCUCUACCUGCUUCAGCACGUGUUCCCCGAGGUGGUUUCCUCGGUGCUCUCGAUCCACAAGAUGGACGUCGAGUCCAGGCUGCGCCGCAUUCGUGGCUACGCUGCGGACUGUGCCCUUCGCUACAGGCUGAUGCCAUCGGACCUCCUAAAUGAGCGUGAGGAUCUGCUUGUGUGCUCCCUGAGCGAGCUCUACCAGCAGCACUUACUGCGUAAGUGGGAUCAGAUUGUAUUGCGAUCCACUGCGGAGCUGGACACCUUUAGGGAGGGUAACAUGCAAGCAGCACUGCUUGGGUGCACGGACUCAUCACCAGUGGAGGAGGCCGCCGACGUUCCAACCGAGCAGCUGGAUGAGGCCGUAGUGAGAGUGCACAUUGGUGACUAUGUCGAGCGAGUGAAGGCCAUCAGCGAAAGCUUCAGCACGUCACUCGCAGCGGCAAACGAACUAGUCAAGACCAGUGGCGCUAUUGCAGCGCAGGAGGCGCACCUCGGCGGCGAGCGGCUGCAGGGGACGCCAAUCCUGGUUGUCGGUGAAGCUGGCAGGCGCGCUUUCUGGAAGCUGCCAGCUGGCGCGUUGGAUGACCUGCGCGGAACCCUGAAGCUCAACUCUGAGGAGAUGAUAUGGGAUCUUAUCGUGACGCAAACGCUCCCGGAGUUGCUGCAGGAGCACGUCGACACAACGUCACGCCUCUUCUUUCUCUUCGCUGGAGAGAACGCCAAGACACUUUCAGAAGUGGCGUUCUGGCGCUUUGUCGAGUGCAGCGGCAUGUUGGGUGGUGGGAUGGAUGUGCCCAUGGACUGGAUUGCGACGCAGUAUGACCACGUUGUAACGCCGCAGCUUGACGCAGCCCUGAGGACGAUGGCACGCAAUCAGAGCGAGAUGAAUUUGCAGAAGCUGCGCCAGGUCGCCUACCAAGAAAUGGACAUCCGCUGCUCAACACCACCGCAGUUUACCGAGCUGCUCGUGCGACUGGCCGUGGCAUCGGAGAAGGGUGAGUACGGUCUCGUCGAAGGCACGCGCCGCCUCCUGGAGAGACUGAAGCUGCUCGAGAGAGGGAUGUCUCCGGUGGCGCGCGAGCUGCACACGCAGGAAGCGCAGCAUGUCUUGGGCUUUUUCAACGAGGAUCUGCUCCGCGUGUACCUAUUCUACGUGAAGAAGCAGGAGUCCUCACGCAAUAUGCGGGAUGCGUCGCUGGCCAGUCAAUGCGGCGGCCGUUUCGCCUCGCAGAUGUCGAUGACAAUACUCCUCACCAUGCUCGAAGACUGCCGAUUCCUCUCCGACAACAGUGGGCGGGGAAGCGCUCCGAUCAACGCCUUAGCUGAUUCCACGCGACCGCGCUUCUUCAUCAAUGCCGCACAAGUGCGAAAACUGGUCUCUGCGCUGGAGCGUCUUUGCAAGGGCGCCAUGAGCGGUGGACUCUCGUUUAACCUCUUUGUGGAGACGCUCGCGGGGCUGGCGUAUCACUGGUGCCCCGACCCGCUCGUGCCAGAACCACGGCGCCUCGCCGGCUUCCUUGCUCACACGAUGCAGCAGCUGAGUGCGCGCCACAUUAAUUCUACGCUACUGUUGGGCAUUGUUCCGACAAUUAGGCUGGAGGGACCCAGAAGCGUGGACUUCUCGUAUGAGGCACGCCCAUCACCAGGCACAGCCGCCUAG
This is a messenger RNA of Leishmania braziliensis MHOM/BR/75/M2904, 3099 nucleotides long. RefSeq lists its product as hypothetical. NCBI's taxonomy places the organism in Eukaryota, Euglenozoa, Kinetoplastea, Trypanosomatida, Trypanosomatidae. The transcript has a single exon. The record is from RefSeq and is a predicted model, not a curated record. Bases 1 to 3099 code for a protein of 1032 amino acids.